CACACCAUCACAGUACACACACACACACGCACACGCUCAUCAAGCUUCUCUCUCGCCUACUCGGCUGCAAUGGCGCGCUUCCAGCUCGCGGCCCUGGCCAUGGCAAUGCUCUUCGCCGCCGCGGCGGCGCAGGCCCCGGCCGCCACCCCGACGCCGGCUCCCAAGGCGUCUCCUCCCCCGCCGGCGACGCCGCCUCCGACGCCCGCGACCCCGCCGCCCGCCCCGGCGCCGGUGUCGCCGCCCGCCCAGCCUCCGGCCACGCCUCCCCCGGCCCCGGCGCCCGCUCCCAAGGCCCCCGCCCCCGCGCCCGAGGCCCUUGCCCCGGCGCCCAAGGCCGAGGCCCCGACCCCCGAGAUGAGCUCCCCGCCGAUGCCCACGGAGGGCCCCGCCCCGACGCCCUCCGCCGAGGUGCCCCCUGCCCCCAGCGCCGCCGCCGCCGUCUCCCCCGCCGCCGCCAAGUGGUUCGCCGCCGCUGCCGCCGUGGCCGCCGCCGCCGCCGCCUUCUACUGAGAGAAGGGAGAUCUGCACUGCCCCGUGCUGUAAUUUAUUUGUUAUCCGUGUUGAGCCGUUGAUUCCUUCUUUUUUUUUCUUUUCACCAUUUUUUUUCUUCCAUCCGAAUAUCCAUAUUCCAUUCGGCAUUCGAUUCAGUAGGACUGGCGGCAUCUGUUCGUUCGUGUUGCUACAGUGUAGGACCGUGGCUCGGACAGAUUGGUUGGGCUGGCUCGGUGGUGUUGUGCUCCGUUCAUCCAUUUGUAUAAUACCCUGUUGAUUCUCUUUCGCA
Zea mays is the source of this 781-nucleotide messenger RNA. RefSeq lists its product as uncharacterized. Lineage: Eukaryota; Viridiplantae; Streptophyta; Magnoliopsida; Poales; Poaceae. The transcript has a single exon. The record is from RefSeq and is marked validated. The coding region runs from base 70 to 510 and encodes 146 amino acids.